Arabidopsis arenosa is the source of this 1827-nucleotide messenger RNA. The record is from the annotation of a GenBank genome assembly. NCBI's taxonomy places the organism in Eukaryota, Viridiplantae, Streptophyta, Magnoliopsida, Brassicales, Brassicaceae.
UCCUCUGAAAAGCUCCAAUUUUUCAAUCUCUGUACCUCUCUCUCUGAGAAUCUAUGGCGGUGGCUGCAGCUGCGAUGAUCGGGUUUCCACAGGCGUAUCUGGAAGGGAAGGAGGUGAAGGAGACGAGUUCGUUGGUCACUGAACUCUGUCGUCAUUUUUAUACUCAAGGUUGGGUAUCUGGAACAGGCGGUAGCAUAACGAUGAAGGUUCAUGAUGCUUCGAUUCCUAAACCGGAGCAACUUAUCGUCAUGUCUCCUUCAGGUUCUCUACAUCUCAAAGUCGCUUUCUUUAACUCUGAUUCUGAUUUUGUUGCCUCUUUGAACUUAUGUGUUCAAAAGGAAAGGAUGCAACCGGAGGAUAUGUACAUCUUAUCUGCAAAUGGAUCCAUCAUAUCUACACCCUCUCCAAAGCCAUACCCAAAUAAGCCUCCUAAGUGUACGGACUGUGCUCCUCUUUUCAUGAAGAACAGGCGGCUUUCUUUGGGGAAACGCUUGCGAAAACUCGGUUACAAGGCAUAUGAGAUGCGAAAUGCUGGAGCUGUUAUUCACAGUCAUGGCAUGGAAUCUUGUCUUGUGACGAUGCUGAAUCCGCAAGCCAAAGAAUUCCGUAUAACUCACAUGGAGAUGAUAAAAGGGAUUCAAGGUCACGGAUACUAUGACGAACUUGUUGUCCCAAUCAUAGAGAACACCGCAUAUGAGAAUGAACUAACAGAUUCACUCACCAAAGCUAUAGAAGCCUAUCCAAAAGCAACAGCAGUGUUGGUACGCAAUCACGGAGUUUACAUUUGGGGUGAUUCUUGGAUCCAUGCUAAGACACAGGCUGAAUGUUACCAUUACCUGUUCGAUGCUGCCAUUAAGCUUCAUCAACUGGGUCUGGAUGCUGCUACUCCAGACCACGGGCCUAUCCGAAGAACCAUACAUUCACAGAAUCAAAUUUCAACAAAACUAUCUGUGAAAUCCGGGGUCAAGGAUUCACAAAACGAAACAGAAUGGCCUCGGCGAUGUAUUGUCCUCGACAUUGAAGGAACAACUACGCCCAUUACUUUCGUCACAGAUGUUCUCUUUCCUUAUGCUCGUGAAAACGUUGGAAAGCACCUGAAUUUGACAUAUGACACAGCAGAAACCCAAGAGGAUAUUAAGUUGUUGCGGGCUCAAGUUGAGGAAGACUUGAGACAGGGUGUAACCGGCGCUGUUCCUAUUCCUCAUGCUGAUGAAGGAAAAGAAAAGGUCAUUGCCGCUAUGGUCUCAAACGUAGAGGCAAUGAUAAGAGCUGAUAGAAAGAUCACUGCUUUAAAGGAAUUGCAGGGUCACAUAUGGCGAACGGGUUUUGAGUGUAAUGAACUGAAAUCUGUUGUUUUCGAGGAUGUAGCAGAUGCUUUAGAGAAAUGGCAUUUUUCAGGAAUUAAGGUUUACAUAUAUUCUAGCGGUAGUCGAUUAGCGCAAAAGCUUCUCUUUGGGAACACAGACUAUGGAGAUCUGAGAAAGUAUUUAUCUGGCUUUUUCGACACUACAAUCGGAAACAAGAAAGAAAGUAAAAGUUACAAGGAGAUUACAGAAACAUUGGGAAUGGAUGAUCCUUCAGACAUUUUGUUUGUAACAGAUGUUUAUCAAGAAGCCACAGCUGCAAAAGCAGCAGGUCUGGAGGCGAUUAUAUCGAUUCGACCUGGAAACGCUCCAUUACCGGAGAAUCACGGGUUCAAGACUGUCACAUCAUUCUCCCAAAUCUAGAGUUUCCUCUAUGUAUCUUCUUUUAUCUUAUGGAGUUGCACUUGAUUUGAGCACAUUUACCAAAUAAAAACAAACUUGAUAAUAAAUCUAAAUGUAGAGC